Messenger RNA from Ruditapes philippinarum (Manila clam), 1986 nucleotides. RefSeq names its product FMRFamide receptor-like. Gene Ontology annotation, biological process: G protein-coupled receptor signaling pathway. The record is from RefSeq and is a predicted model, not a curated record. The transcript is spliced from 3 exons. The coding region runs from base 448 to 1752 and encodes 434 amino acids. Gene Ontology annotation, molecular function: G protein-coupled receptor activity. NCBI's taxonomy places the organism in Eukaryota, Metazoa, Mollusca, Bivalvia, Venerida, Veneridae. Gene Ontology annotation, cellular component: membrane.
UAUAAUCAGGUUUAUAUUUAAGUUUUUACUAAAUGUCAUUUCAGAGGUGUCCAGCAGUUACAUGCAGUCAUUAAAGAAAACAACAUCCCUAGAUAAUUUCUAGUCAUUGCAGUUAAUAGAAGCUGAGGAAGUGGGGUGCGUCCUUAACCUUCCAGUCAGAAACAAGAUACAAUCAAAUAUAAUUAAGCAACAGCAUACAUUUUUGGAUCAAAAGAAUGGACUAAGGAUCAAAAUGGAAUAUCGGUUUCCAUAACAACAAUUUCAUCAUCAAAAACUGCCAUAAUCUUUUGUGACAAUUAAAAGGAGAGACCAUUCUACAGUGAGGCUUGAGCAGAGAAGAUUUGUACCAAGAUAUUAAAUCGGCAGUAAACGUCAACCUAAAGGAAGCAUAAGAAACUGGAAAACAUAAAUGUGUUCAACUAAAGACCAGAUAAGAGGUUAAAAGCAAUGGUGGAGACAAUAGAUACGGUCAACAAUACAGGAGAAAACAUGGACAUCAUUCUUUUCCAAAACAUUACUUACUAUAUUGAAGGCAUUGUUGCCGUUGUUGUGAUCAUUCUAGGGUUGAUUGGGAAUUUUCUGACAGUCAUUGUGCUAACAAGGCCCACAAUGCAUUCCUCAACAAAUAUCUUCUUAACAGGUUUGGCUAUCUGGGAUAUGAUAGUACUAUGUGGAACGCUGGUUCUUAUUACACUACCCGAAUUGUCAAAAGCGUAUUUUUCUGAAGUAUUGCCAUAUAUAGUUGUCUAUAUAUAUCCAAUAGCUUUAAUUGCCCAGACUACCACUGUUUGGAUUACAGUGUCCUUUACAGUGGAGCGUUACAUAGCUGUGUGUCAUCCGUUACGUGCAACUUCAAUGUGUACAACAGCACGUGCUCGUGUAGUUAUAGCUAUCGUGUCAAUUUGUGCAGUCCUGUUUAAUUUAUGUCGCUGGUUUGAGUUUAAAAUAAUCGAAACUUCGGAAACAACCAGCCAAAAUACAACUAUACAUAAAACAAGUUUUUCAAAAACAGAUUUUGGUGAAAGUGAUAUCUUCAAGAAAAUAUACUACCUUUACUUUUAUCCAUUUGUAAUGUUAAUAGUGCCGUUAUCUCUACUAGCAAUUCUCAAUACUUUUCUUGUUCACGCGGUGAAACGUUCAAGAAAACAACAAAUAACUAUGAAUGUUCGACAAUCACGAGAAAAUAAUGUAACAUUAAUGCUAGUAAGUGUUGUAAUAGUUUUUAUGAUCUGUCAAGUCCCGGCUCUAGUUUAUAACAUCGCUUACUCAAUUAAUGAAACAAGUGUCGAAGCGUUCGGCUGGAAAGUUCUGUCUUCAAUAAGGAACUUUCUUGUAACUUUUAACAGUGCAAUCAACUUUCUUCUAUAUUGUGCCUUCGGACAAAAAUUCCGUGUAAUAUUUAUUCGGACAUUCUGCCGUAGACUAUUAAGAGAAAAUGACUUUAAUUCCUUUUCAUGUCCCGGUACUACUAGAAUAGUUACAAAACUUGACAAUAAGAAAUACAAAACCAUGCUUAUGAAACAAGGAAAUUGUUUAGAACUUUCAUCAACUCAUCAGACGCACGUGUCGCGAUAUUCUCCGUACAAUUCCCGCACUCCAUCGCCACAAACCGGUGCAAAUAGAAGAAUACGGAACGGGCUUGGAAACGAACUACAUCCAGAUAGUGACUAUUCUUGUAACACACGUCUUUUAGCAGGGCAAACAGGAAGUAGAACCCCUUCACCAACUUACAAUGACCAUACGCCUUCGUAAUAAUUAAAACCCUGUAUUUGAUGAAACUACAGAAAUUUCAUAAUUGAGUAAAUGUCAAACUUUGAGAAAUCUUAAGAAAAUGCUAAAUGACUUGAUUUAUAUCGGAAAAUACAAACAUUUAGCACUAAAGUGACAAUUACAAAAGACCUGUUUUAUCAAGGCAUAUAAAAAAGACCAUUGUCAUAAUUAUUGAUAGUCUCAGCCAUGAUAUAUAUGUAAACUGUACAUAAUACU